Molecule: messenger RNA, 927 nt
Organism: Danaus chrysippus (African queen)
Lineage: Eukaryota; Metazoa; Arthropoda; Insecta; Lepidoptera; Nymphalidae
Source: the annotation of a GenBank genome assembly
AUGGAAUUCCCAUCACUGGGUGAACAAUGCCAAAACCAAAGUUGCAAUCAGAUAGAUUUCUUACCUUUACAAUGUAAAUGUGGCAAAACAUUUUGUCGGGAACAUUUUAAUGAACAUUGCCUGUCUGGUGAUUGCGAACUAGCUCCUGAACCUCGGGAAGUUAAAUUUCAAAGUGACGACAAGAUAUACAAAUGUUCUGAAAGCAGUUGUAAAAAGGGAAAUCUGCAUGAAAUGCUUUGUAAUAAAUGUUCUAAACACUUUUGUAUUGAACAUAGGUUUCAUCCGUCAUGUCCAGAGAUAGAUGAUGAAACAAUGGCAACAAAGAUAGAGCAAUUGGAAGCACCCAGAAGGCAGUUCAGAGAAGCAAAUAAACAUUUAGAAGAAAAGAUAACCGAAAAUAUAAGAAAAGCAUUACAAUCUUCAGCAAAGGUGAAAACUGCAUCUAAGAUACAUUUAAUGAGGAUAAAACAAAAAGCACUCGGCCCAAAGUCGGUUCCAGUCGGCAACAGAGUAUAUUUUGCUGUAAAAAAACCAUUAAAUGCUGAUCCAAAACCAGUGACUAUUGUAAAAAAUGUGGAUGAUAUAAAUAACUUAAAAAAUAUGGAGGCAGCAUUAAAUCCCGACCUGAAAGAUACUGUUCCCGUUUUUAUUUCAUCUAAAUGGAGUUUAGGGAGGGCCAUAGAUUCUAUCUGUGAUACUUGUAAUGUACUUAACAAUAAUAAUAAAAUGGGAGAAAUUAAGUUAAGGUUAUUUCGGCAAUUGGACGGCUAUUGUGUGAGUCCUAUGAAAAUGGAUGUUGAAAUAUCCGAGUUGCUCGAGAAGCAAGUGUUGUUCGAAGGAGAUAAACUUGUCAUAGAAUAUGUUAGCAAAAAUGUUUUAUAUGAUUUAGAAGAUGACACGCAAAUAUUUUUAAGUAACACAGAGUAA